AUGGAAUUCUGCAGAAGCCCUGAGUCAGCUAGAUCUAAGGAAUCAGCUUAUGUGGCUAGUCUGGAAAAAUCUCCUGGGUCUGGGAAGGAGACCUUACCAGAAAUUACAGACAAAAAUCCCUUGCCCCAGGAGACAAAUGGAACAAAAAAGGAGCUGAAGACACUUCCACCGGGCCUCAAAUACACUUACUUAGAGGAGGAUGAGACAUUUCCAGUAAUAGUCAACAGCAACUUGACCAAGGAACAAGAGAAGGAGUUAUUGAAAGUCAUCAAAAGAAACAAGAAAGCAAUAGGAUGGACUCUCUCAGAUUUGGUGGGAAUAAGUCUGGAUCUUUGUAUGCACCACAUUCGUUUAGAAGAAAGUGCGAAGGCUCAUCGAGAUGCACAACGGAAACUGAACCCGAACAUGCGAGAGGAGGUCCUAAAGGAGGUGUUAAAAUUGCUUGCUCUAGGGAUUAUCUACUCCAUUCCUGACAGUGAGUGGGUCAGUCCUGUCCAUAUGGUGCCAAAAAAAUCUGGAAUACAGGUUGUUAAGAAUGAAAAGAAUGAGUUGGUACCCACCAGAUUAGUGACGGGAUGGAGGAUGUGCAUCGACUACAGGAAGUUGAACGAAGCCACAAAGAAGGAUCAUUUUCCUUUACCUUUCAUUGAUCAGAUGCUGGAAAGACUGGCAGGCAAACAGUACUUUUGUUUCCUUGAUGGAUACAGCGGCUACUUCCAAAUCUACGUUAAUCCAGAGGACCAAGGGAAAACCACAUUCACGUGCCCCUUUGGUACAUAUGCAUACCGAAGAAUGCCGUUUGGAUUGUGUAAUGCACCGGGAACUUUCCAACGAUGUAUGAUGAGCAUUUUCUCGGAUCUGUUGGAAGUAUGCAUUGAGAUAUUCAUGGACGAUUUCACUGUAUAUGGGAACUCAUUUGAUACUUGUUUAGCCAGCCUUGAUCUAGUGUUACAGAGAUGCCAAGAGAAGCAUUUAGUGUUGAAUUUCGAGAAGUGCCACUUCAUGGUGACUGAAGGCAUUGUCCUGGGUCACGUGGUCUCUGAGAGGGGUAUUCAGGUAGACAAAGCAAAGGUGGAUGUGAUAUCAAAAUUACCAUACCCUACGAAUCAAAAAGAGGUGAGAGGUUUCCUAGGCCAUGCAGGGUUCUAUAGGAGGUUUAUCAAGGAUUUUGCAAAAAUCGCGCAACCACUCACUCGGUUGUUACAUAAUGAUGUGGAGUUCGUCUUUGACGAAGGAUGCGAAAGGGCGUUCCAGUUGCUUAAAGAUAGGUUAAUAUCAGCACCAAUUAUCAGGGCACCAGACUGGAGCCAUCCUUUCGAGAUAAUGUGUGAUGCGAGCGAUUUCGCUGUGGGAGCUGUCCUAGGACAGAAAAUUGAUGGAAAAAGCUAUGUGAUCUUCUAUGCUUCCAAGACGCUGAAUCAGGCUCAGAAAAAUUAUGACACCACGGAGAAGGAAAUGUUGGCUGUCGUAUACGCGUUUGAAAAAUUCCGACCCUAUCUCCUUGGGUCAAGGGUUAUAGUUUUCACGGAUCACGCGGCGAUUAAGUACUUGCUGGCUAAGAAAGAGUCUAAGCCGAGAUUAAUCCGUUGGGUGUUACUCUUGCAGGAGUUUGAUUGGGAAGUAAGAGACAAGAAAGGAACGGAAAAUAGAGUGGCUGAUCACUUGAGCAGAAUACAUCAGGGGGAAACAGAAGAGGCCAUACCCGAUGCCUUCCCCGAGGAGCAUUUGUACCUUCUGGAGACAGAACCAUGGUUUGCCGAUUUAGCCAACUACUUGGUCACGGGAGAGAUGCCAAGUUCAGACGAGAUUUCCCGGGCCCAGAGGAUGAAGAUUAGAAGUGAAGCUAAAUAUUACUUUUGGGACGAUCCUUACCUGUGGAAAAUGUGCUCAGAUCAAGUGAUUAGACGCUGCAUUCCCGAAUGGGAACAAAGAGAUUCUAAUGGCCAGGCAGAGAUUUCUAAUCGCGAGAUCAAGGCGAUAUUGGAGAAAACAGUUAAUCCGUCAAGGAAGGACUGGAGCAAGAGACUCGGGGACGCAUUGUGGGCUUACAGAACUGCUUUUAAAACGCCUAUUGGAAUGUCGCCUUACAGACUUGUGUUUGGCAAGAUGUGUCACUUACCUGUUGGUAUUGAGCACAAGGCGUACUGGGCAGUGAAAGAAAUGAACAUGAAGCCGAUAGCUUGCGAAGAAGAAAGGAAGUUACAAUUGCAAGAAUUGGAGGAACUUCGGCUGGAGUCGUUUGAGUCUGCCAUGUGGUACAAAGAAAGAACGAAGUUAUGGCAUGAUAAAAAUCUCCGGGUCAAGGAACUUCAUGUGGGACAGAAGGUGCUCCUUUUUCAGUCUCGGCUCAAGCUAAUGCCAGGAAAACUGAAGUCUAAAUGGAUCGGCCCAUAUACCAUCAUCGGCAUCCGAGCAAAUGGAGCAGUGGAGAUCCAGGGAAGACAUGGUCGAGGGAAUUAG
This is a messenger RNA of Salvia hispanica, 2460 nucleotides long. The record is from RefSeq and is a predicted model, not a curated record. Lineage: Eukaryota; Viridiplantae; Streptophyta; Magnoliopsida; Lamiales; Lamiaceae.